AUGUCGAGAUCAAAGGUCCAACUUGUCCCAUGGGACCCAGAUUCCCAGGACCAUGUCACCAGGAUGGUCGACCAGAGGAUAGAAUGCGGUUGGAGUUUCGACAAAGUACCUAGCUGGCAGGAUGAUCAACGGACAGGAUUCAAAUGCAUUUACUGGAUUGUCAUCGACCCAGAAAGCCCAGAAGCAGACAUCAAGUUGUCCAAACACAUCACUGCUUGUCCCAAGGAAAAAGAGCCACUGGAGGACACGGCGACUUCCAUCCGCGCAACUCCACGGACACCAUCGUUCACCUCCUUUCAUCCCGUCGGCCACAUCUCACUGGACGUCGACAACCCCCCAGCAAAAUGCCUAAACCUCCCAAUCCCAUCAGAGGGCGUCUACUGGAUCAAGAGUCUCUUCGUUUCAUACGCGCUGCACAGCUCAGGCAUAGGCAGAGCCGCGAUGGACACAGUCGAGGCCAUGGCUAUGCGCGAGCCGCUGUUUGCAAAAGUUUUGAUGCUGGACACAGUAGCCAAGGAGGAUCAGCACAGAGAGGAGUUUUUGGCACAAGUAUCUGGAAAGCCUCCAGCGAUGUCUACGCAGGAAUGGUAUGCGCGUAGGGGCUACAAGCUAAUCUGGAGGGAGCUCAACUUCUAUCCCGACUUUGACAAAUUUGGUAAACCACUAGGGAGAUACACCGUAUUCAUGCGCAGAGAUCUAGUUUAA
Messenger RNA from Colletotrichum truncatum, 705 nucleotides. RefSeq lists its product as uncharacterized. NCBI's taxonomy places the organism in Eukaryota, Fungi, Ascomycota, Sordariomycetes, Glomerellales, Glomerellaceae. Gene Ontology annotation, molecular function: acyltransferase activity, transferring groups other than amino-acyl groups. The record is from RefSeq and is a predicted model, not a curated record.